Archocentrus centrarchus (flier cichlid) is the source of this 1878-nucleotide messenger RNA. Its product is annotated as SPRY domain-containing SOCS box protein 4-like. The coding region runs from base 838 to 1698 and encodes 286 amino acids. The transcript is spliced from 3 exons. Gene Ontology annotation, biological process: proteasome-mediated ubiquitin-dependent protein catabolic process. The record is from RefSeq and is a predicted model, not a curated record. Lineage: Eukaryota; Metazoa; Chordata; Actinopteri; Cichliformes; Cichlidae. Gene Ontology annotation, cellular component: SCF ubiquitin ligase complex. Gene Ontology annotation, molecular function: protein binding.
GGGUUGCCGGGUGUUUCUCUCAGCUGCCUGCUGGUCUGGUUGCUGUUGGUAACUUUGCUUGAUUAGAUCAACGGAUCAGAUUUCAGGCCUCUCUCCUGCUCCCCCCACCCCCCCCUUGGAAAGACUGAAGUGGAACUGAAACUGGAGUGGUGCUAAAAGUAUGCACGGAGCUGCUAGUUGCGGCGGAGAAAAUCGUGACGGUGCUUCCUUGGAAACACUCAUCGGAGUUGGAGCUCAAGUGAUUUGGGGGAAGGUGGGGGGUAAGAAAGAAGUGAGAGCCUCAGGAUAGAUAAGCUCCAGGGAGAGAAAAGAGGGAGGGAACAAGGGAGGGAGGAGGAGGAGGGAGAGAGCUCUCAAAGGAAAGAAGGAGUCUUUCUCUCUCUCCAUUUCUGUUUGUCUGACUUGCCGGCUGCUGCUUCUUCUUCCGUCUGUAUUCUCAGGUUUUCUCGCUGCCGGCGACGGGCUAAAGGAGUUUAAGUGUGUUUUGUUCGCCUCUCGGAUUUGAACAUGGACUCGGGCUGAACAGCUACACGCAGUGAGCUGUGAGAAGAGUCACUGGAGAUUCCCUGUAAGCAGCUUGAUCUGAUCUGAUGUCUACAAGGAAUGGCAGCAGCUCUGUCUUUCUGAAGAAAUUUGUGGCAUGAAACCAGAUCACAUACGUCUUUCGUUCACCUCCUCCUUCAUCUCCCUUCACCACUCUCCAGUUAGAAGCACACACCUCAGCUUCGCUGCAUUGAUGAGGUAACAUCAGGCUCCGUGCAUCGCAGAACCCACCUGCAGCAACGUUACCUUCCCCUCUUCCUUCCUCUUCUGUCAGUCAGUCAUUCCAUCGCAGCCAUGGGCCAAAAGAUCUCUGGCAGCAUUAAAUCAGUAGAUGGUCGUGGGGAAAGCGGUGGCUCCCCAUCCUACCGACCCCUGACUCAUCGUCGGCAGCACCCAGAGCUAAGGGGCCCGGAUUUCUCCAAACCUACCAGGCUGGAUCUCCUACUGGACAUGCCGUGCGCUGGACUGGAGACCCAGAUCCGUCACGCAUGGAACCCUGAUGACCGGUCACUUAACAUCUUCAUUAAAGAGGAUGAUAAGUUGACCUUUCACCGCCAUCCUGUUGCUCAGAGCACGGACUGCAUUCGGGGACGAGUCGGAUACACAAGGGGUCUCCACGUGUGGAAGAUCCACUGGCCUGUCCGGCAGCGAGGUACCCACGCUGUAGUUGGAGUGGCAACCUCUGAAGCCCCUUUACAUUCUGUUGGGUACACAGCGUUAGUUGGGUCGGACUGUGAGUCCUGGGGCUGGGAUCUGGGACGUAAUAGGCUCUACCAUGACAGUAAGAACCGGGCCCACAGCUCGCUGCCCUCUUACCCUUGUUUUCUGGAGCCGGAGGAAUCGUUCACCCUUCCGGACUCUCUGUUAGUGAUUCUGGACAUGGAUGAAGGAACCUUAAGUUUUAUGGUGGAUGGACAGUAUCUGGGAGUGGCUUUUAGAGGGCUGAAAGGAAAGAAGCUGUAUCCCGUCGUCAGUGCUGUGUGGGGACAUUGUGAGAUAUCCAUGAAGUACAUCAAUGGCUUGGAUCCUGAGCCUCUUCCUCUCAUGGACCUGUGUCGGCGUGCGGCCCGGCUGGCGUUAGGCAGAGACCGGCUUCAGGAGAUCGAGCGCCUUCCUCUGCCCCAGUCCCUCAAAAAUUACCUCCAGUACCAGUGACUGACACCAGCAGAGCCAGCUGCGAAUACAAGGAACAUACAAGAAAGCCCAAAUAUGGACGGAUGAAAGAAUUAAAUUAUGAAUUCAAAGAAGGGAUGAUUGAUGCAAGAAUGUCCACAGUGGGAGCGCCGUGGCUCGCACAGAUUUCUAAAAGGAUGGGAUAGGAAGAUGGUGUCUGAA